GUAGCACCAAUAUAUUGCCUACAUAUAAGCCACCUCCUCUGCUUCAUUUCUUCAACUAAUUCAUUAUAUUUAUGUAAUGGAAGCUAACAAUGAUUACACACAAGAUGGCACCGUUGAUCUUCGUGGUCAUCCUGUCUUUGCCAACAAAACUGGCAAAUGGAAAGCUUGUUCUUUCCUUGUAGGUUAUGAAGCAUUUGAGAGAAUGGCUUUCUAUGGAAUAGCUUCAAACCUAGUGGUGUAUUUAACAAGCCAACUACAUGAAGACACAGUUUCAUCAGUUAGAAAUGUGAAUAAUUGGUCUGGAUCUGUUUGGAUUACACCACUUCUUGGUGCUUAUGUUGCUGACACUUACUUGGGCCGCUUCUGGACUUUCACAUUCUCUUCACUUAUUUACGUCAUGGGAAUGGUCCUUUUGACAAUGGCCGUAUCAAUUAAAUUCUUGAAGCCAAGUUGUGAAAAUGGAGUAUGCAACAAAGCUUCAACAUCUCAAAUUGCUUUCUUCUAUGCAUCCUUGUACAUAAUAGCCAUUGGUGCUGGUGGAACUAAGCCUAAUAUAUCCACAUUUGGUGCUGACCAAUUCGACGAUUUUAAUCCACAUGAAAAAAAACUUAAAGUUUCCUUCUUCAAUUGGUGGAUGUUUAGCACAUUUGGUGGUGCUUUACUUGCUACAAUUGGACUUGUUUACAUACAAGAAAACAUGAGUUGGGGAUUAGGUUAUGGAAUUCCUACUGUUGGAUUAAUAUUUUCACUAAUCAUUUUCUACAUUGGAACACCAACUUACAGGCAUAAAGUUAGAAAGUCUCAACAUCCUGCUAAGGACCUACUUCGUGUUCCUAUUGUUGCUUUUGCCAACAGGAAAAUUGAACUACCUAAUGAUCCUUCACAACUUCAUGAACUUGAUAUGCAAUAUUAUUUCACUACCGGGAAACGACAAGUCCAUCACACUCCAGUAUUUAGGUUCUUGGACAAAGCGGCAAUGAAACAAGACAAUGAUACAGGGUCAAGGCUACCAUGUACAGUGACUCAAGUGGAAGGAGCGAAAUUGAUCACAGGAAUGGCCAUGAUAUGGCUAGUAACCUUAAUUCCUAGCACCAUUUGGGCACAAAUAAACACUCUGUUUGUCAAACAAGGCACCACUUUGGACAGACACUUGGGUUCAACAUUUCAGAUUCCAGCAGCAUCAUUAGGAAGCUUUGUGACUCUAACUAUGCUAUUAUCUGUGCCAAUGUACGAUCGAUAUUUCGUGCCAUUUAUGCGCAAGAAAACAGGAAAUCCAAGAGGAAUCACAUUACUCCAGAGGCUAGGAACAGGGUUCUUCAUUCAAAUUCUAGCCAUCACGUUUGCUUACGUGGUGGAAGUAAGAAGAAUGCACGUCAUUAAUAUGCAUCACAUCAACGGGCCUAAAGAAAUAGUCCCUAUGACAAUAUUUUGUUUGUUGCCUCAGUAUGUGCUAUUGGGUGUUGCUGAUGUGUUUAAUGCCAUAGGGUUACUGGAAUUUUUCUAUGAUCAGUCACCAGAAGAUAUGCAAAGCCUCGGAACGACGUUUUUCACUAGUGGAAUUGGGCUUGGAAAUUUCUUGAAUAGCUUUUUGGUGACUAUGGUUGAUAAAAUUACAGGGAGUAAUGGAGGGAAGAGCUGGAUUGGAAACAAUAUGAAUGACUCACACUUGGAUUACUAUUAUGCUUUCCUCUUGGUCAUGUCUGCCUUAAAUUUGGGAGUUUUUCUGUGGGCAUCCAAUAGAUAUAUCUAUAAAAGGGAAUCCAGGGAAAUGAAGGAUGAAUUUCCAGAGUUGGAAGGCAAAGCCAUAGACCUUCUUCCUUAGAUUUGGAAGAUUAUUUAAGGAUUAAAUU
Molecule: messenger RNA, 1850 nt
Organism: Solanum verrucosum
Lineage: Eukaryota; Viridiplantae; Streptophyta; Magnoliopsida; Solanales; Solanaceae
Product: protein NRT1/ PTR FAMILY 5.1
Exons: 4
Coding region: 77-1822 (581 amino acids)
Biological process (GO): transmembrane transport; dipeptide transport
Cellular component (GO): membrane
Molecular function (GO): dipeptide transmembrane transporter activity; tripeptide transmembrane transporter activity
Source: RefSeq, a predicted model, not a curated record